This is a messenger RNA of Zingiber officinale, 1404 nucleotides long. RefSeq names its product putative septum site-determining protein minD homolog, chloroplastic. Gene Ontology annotation, cellular component: cytosol; cytoplasmic side of plasma membrane. Gene Ontology annotation, biological process: negative regulation of cell division. NCBI's taxonomy places the organism in Eukaryota, Viridiplantae, Streptophyta, Magnoliopsida, Zingiberales, Zingiberaceae. The coding region runs from base 85 to 1050 and encodes 321 amino acids. Gene Ontology annotation, molecular function: ATP binding; ATP hydrolysis activity. The transcript has 2 exons. The record is from RefSeq and is a predicted model, not a curated record.
AAUCUCAUUUUUUUUUUUUGCCAUGGCCGCCGACUCCCUCGCUUCCUCCUCCUCACUCUGAAACGCGCAACACAAACCCUAAUCAUGGCCUCCCCCUUCCCCCGUCUCCUUCCAUCACUCCCUUUCUCCCCUUCCUCUCCCCCUCCUCGCAUCUUCCCCGGAAAGCCCCUCCCUCGCCUCCGUGCCGCGGUUUCUGCUGCCCUCCAGUGGAACCGCAAGCCUCAGCUCGCCGGUGAAACUCCGCGCGUGGUGGUCGUCACCUCCGGAAAGGGAGGAGUCGGAAAAACUACCACCACCGCUAACGUCGGUCUCUCCCUCGCCCGCUUCGGUUUCUCCGUGGUCGCCGUUGACGCCGACGCCGGCCUCCGUAACCUGGAUCUCCUCCUCGGCCUCGAGAAUCGCGUCAAUUACACUGCGGUCGAAGUCCUCAACGGUGACUGCCGCCUCGAUCAGGCCCUGAUCCGCGACCGCCGCUGCCCCUCCCUCGAGCUCCUCUGCAUCUCCAAGCCUCGCUCCAAGCUUCCCCUGGGAUUCGGCGCUAAGGCUCUCACAUGGGUCGUCGACGCCCUCCGCUCCAGGCCGUCAGGCGCUCCGCAUUUCGUUCUCAUUGACUGUCCCGCUGGCAUUGACGCCGGGUUCAUCACCGCCAUAGCUCCGGCGAAUGAGGCGCUACUCGUGACGACCCCUGACAUCACCGCCCUCCGCGAUGCUGACCGCGUCACCGGACUUCUCGAGUGUGAUGGCAUCCGGGAUAUCAAGAUGGUCGUCAAUCGGGUGCGGACGGAUUUGAUAAGGGGCGAGGACAUGAUGUCAGUGAUCGAUGUGCAGGAAAUGCUUGGGCUUGCACUGCUCGGUGUUAUCCCUGAGGAUUCUGAGGUUAUUAAGAGCACAAACAGAGGCUAUCCACUUGUCCUGAAUAAGCCCCCGACGGUGGCUGGGCUUGCAUUCGAGCAGGCUGCGUGGAGGCUGGUUGAGCAGGACACGAUGACGGCUGUCAUGGUUGAAGAGGAGCCCAAGAAAAAGGGCUUCUUUUCUUUCUUUGGUGGUUAAGGCUACUCCUUACUUUAGAGGAAUUUUGAGCAUGAUACUCUCAGAACAGGAGUCUAUUCUCAGCUUGGUAGCAGAGGGGGAGAUUUUGGUUGUGUACAGAAUAGAGCAACUGCAGCAAUCUCGGAAGAGAAAAAGAUGGACCGGAGGAGGAGUCGACGGGUGAGGACGAAGAAAAAGAGUCCGCAGGUGAGAAGGAAGAAGAAAUCGGCGUUUUAGCGGAGGCAUCGUUGGGUGUGGAGGCAGAAAUCGCCGUUGGGUGUGGAGGUAGAAAUCGCCGUUGGGUGAGGAGGCAGAAUCGCAGGUUUGGUAGAAGAGAAAAGGAAAGAUUAGGGAUAUUUAUGCGAUUUCAUUUUA